Molecule: messenger RNA, 1497 nt
Organism: Phialemonium atrogriseum
Lineage: Eukaryota; Fungi; Ascomycota; Sordariomycetes; Cephalothecales; Cephalothecaceae
Exons: 7
Coding region: 1-1497 (498 amino acids)
Source: RefSeq, a predicted model, not a curated record
AUGGACUAUCACUCAGACAUCCUGCCAUCCAUCUCUCGCGACAGACGUGAAGUUUGCCUAACCAUACCGUUUGAUGAGCUCCUCGCAUUCCUUCAGCGAAAUUUCCGCCAAACGUCGGUGGAGAUGGGUCUUACCGUUCAGAGUGCGCCACUUACAAGCUCAAUAUGGGAUCUCAAUCUCUCGAUAUCCCAUACAGCGGGCCCCGAAGCCGGCUUAAUCGUUGCCCGAAGCCUCUCUCGAUGGCAAGCUGCCCUUCGCCUUGCAGAGUCGGCGGCAGGCAUUCCGCGCGCCAGCCUCAACCUCGAAACUGUCCUCUCCCGAACACCCUCACUACCUCCCCAAAUUCCCAAUGAUCUCGCUUGGGUUGAGGCAUGUUGCCUCGCAACAAAGACUGAGCGCAUCCAUACAUCGUCACUGCCCAACUUUGUGGAUUGGGAGGGAAAGCCAAACAACGGUAUUGCCAUUUUGGUUCUAGGUUGGGCAUACAUCUUAACUGCCAGCCUUGCGGAGAGGCAGAAUCUUGCCAUGGAGUACGCUUCAACCUCUGACAACCCUUCUCGUGGGCCAGAAAUCAACCUUGACUAUGCCUCGCCGCAUGAAAUUGCCUGGUGGAAGGCCAUUACUGCUCCUGGAAUUGGAUGGUCUAUUUCUGGCGGUCAGAUAUCACCAUGGGCACUGCAAGUUGACGAUAUCGGCCUUAGUAUUAGGGGCAAACUUGAUGUUAGCCAGCGCCUUCCAAGAUCUAGAGAAGCUGCACACUACCUCUCAAGGCUAUACCAUGCCUAUGAUCUUGGAAGUCAGUGCUCUGCAGCACUUGCAGCAGCUCUCGCCCUCCCGUCUCACACAGUAUACCACAAGCCUGCCACAAUCGAGCUUCCCAGGCCCUCGUUCCCGAUUCCUGCUCACUCUCCAGGUCAGCAAGGGUACCCCAUUGAGUUUGACAACCUUGGUUACUACAUGUCAUUCAGUCUUAGCGAGUCGAUUUUCGAGCUCGCGCCUCUAUGGCUUGGCGUUGCGCUCUGCGGGCCGCAGGGCCUCGUGAGGUUAAUCCUAUCCUCACUUGAAAAAGCAUACUACUAUCCACAGGUGGUCAAUGAUAUAAACUCUGCCGCAUGGACUGGCAUGGCCCAGUCAUUUAUGCAUAUCCAUCCUCCAGGCCCCUAUCUUCGUAAAGGGAUGGUAUCAAGAGCAGAUAUGCGGGAGGAGGACGUCGAGCUUGAGAUCCGCAACCAUUUGCAAUGCUCUGUGCAUAGGUGGAAGUACGCGUGGUGGACUUGGUUGCCGGGCGGAAUCAAGGAUGUUGGAUAUUUGCCUGAUGGCAAGAUUUCGCUACCACCGGAAAAGUUGCCCGGAGAAGGCGACGGGAUGCAGCAAGGCCAAGCCCCGGAGACGAUGAACCUCUGCCAUGUAUCGAAGCGCGUCACGGAAAUGGCGUUCUGGUACUGUUGUACCCAGGUUGAGGAGGGCUUCGGCGGCACUCUGGAAGGCCAUCCGUGA